CUGAGACUGAAGAUAGCUUGUAUGCAUGUUUGCAAAAACAAAUUUGUUUUCGUUCGAAGAAUUCGUAGAAAUGGAGAAAAUACUUGCUCUACGAAUUUUGAAGACAAUAACUGGAAUUGUAGGCAUCUUAGGCAACGGUCUUAUUUGUGUUGUCAUCUGUAAAGUCUCAGCGAUGCAGACUCGCACUAAUGCCUUCAUCUUCCACCAAGCAGUGGUAGAUUUCCUAGGCUCUACCAUGAUCCUCGUCCAAAGUGAGAUCCCCUUGCCCGACCCUCUGCCAGACAACGGUCUUGGGUGGGUCAUAUGCAACGUCUGGCUCUCCAACUUCACCCUGUUUUUCGUGUUCGUGGUCUCGACGUUCAACCUGCUGGCGGUGACAAUGGAGAGAUACUUUGCCAUUGUCCACCCGUUCAGGUACCAGGCCGCAUUCGUCAGGUAUCCCCGCGUGAAAGUCGGUGCCGUUAUCGUUACCUGCUGGCUCGUCGGGGCCGCCAUCAAGCCAUACCUGAUGACCAUUUUCGAGAUCCGAGAGGGGAGCUGCCGCUCACUGUCAGGAUCGAAAGCGGUGGGGAUCCUGACCGCAUUCCUGCAGUACAUCCUCCCCGUCGGUGUGAUGUUCUUUGCCUACAUCCGCAUCAGCGUGGAACUGAAGCGGGGCGCUGCUCGUGUGGGCCCGCCGCCGCCUGGAGCUGCAGCGCCCGCAACAGAAGCUGCUUCCCCCGCGGAGCCGGUUCCCCCGGAUAUGGGAAUGAGGGAGUCCCUUCUCAAGGCUAGACGGAACAUCUUCAAGACGCUCUUGACAGUUUUCAUCACGUUUCUGGUCUGCUGGACACCCAAUCAGGUGAUCUUCCUCAGCUACAAUCUGGGUCUGUUGGACCUUAAUUUCAAGGAGUGGUAUUACCUGCUGUCGGUGGCCAUGGUCGCCGCAAAUUGUUGCGUUAAUCCGUUCAUCUACGUGGCCAAAUACCGCCACUUUCGCAACGGUCUUCGGCAGAUGCUCUGCGGAAACACGUGUCGCAGUGAUACAUGUACUACUUUGGCUUAG
Acanthaster planci (crown-of-thorns starfish) is the source of this 1045-nucleotide messenger RNA. RefSeq names its product galanin receptor type 2-like. Gene Ontology annotation, cellular component: membrane. The record is from RefSeq and is a predicted model, not a curated record. Gene Ontology annotation, molecular function: G protein-coupled receptor activity. NCBI's taxonomy places the organism in Eukaryota, Metazoa, Echinodermata, Asteroidea, Valvatida, Acanthasteridae. Gene Ontology annotation, biological process: G protein-coupled receptor signaling pathway.